AUGUCAAAGCAAUGGGUCAAUACAAUCAAGCGAUCCACAUCCGUCUUGAGAACAAAGCCCAUGCUACUGCCAUACAAACCCAAACCCAUCACCGUGCGACCGAUACAAACACAAUCCACAAAAACUAUACCCAGCAUACCACCACCACCGGUAGUUCCUGCUGCUACGACGCAUACAUCGCUACAGAAGCCUUUUAAAAAGACAUUCAACAAGUUGCUGGUUGCCAAUCGAGGUGAGAUUGCAUGCCGCAUAAUCAAGACAGCCAGAAAAAUGGGCAUCAAGACCGUAGCCGUGUAUUCCGACCUCGAUGCCAAUGCCCUGCAUGUACAAAUGGCUGACGAAGCAGUUCAUUUAGGGCCUGCCUCUUCACAAGAAUCCUACUUGUCAAUACCCCGCAUUUUAUCUGCUAUCCAACGCACAGGGGCCGAAGCUGUGCACCCGGGUUACGGAUUUUUAAGCGAAAAUCCCACGUUUGUAAAGGUACUGGAGCAGAACGAGAUUACGUUUGUAGGGCCAAAAGCAUCGGCGAUUGCUGCCAUGGGAGACAAGAUUCAGAGCAAGCUGAUAGCAAAGGCGAGCGGCGUGCAUUGUAUACCGGGAUUUGAUGGCGAAGUGGAUAGCGUACAAGAGUCACUGCGCAUUGCAAACCAGGACAUUGGAUAUCCGGUCAUGAUCAAAGCCAGUGCGGGAGGUGGAGGCAAGGGUAUGCGCAUUGCGUGGAAUGACAAGGAAUUGAGUGAUGGAUUCAAACUGGCCAAGCAAGAGUCCAAGUCAUCCUUUGGUGAUGACCGCAUGUUGAUUGAAAAGUACAUUGACAACCCUCGCCAUAUUGAAGUGCAAGUGCUGGGAGACAACUUUGGAAAUGUAGUGUAUCUGCCAGAGCGAGAAUGCUCCAUCCAGCGUAGAAAUCAAAAAGUCAUUGAAGAGUCGCCCAGUGUGCAUGUGGACGCAGAGACCAGACGCAAGAUGGGAGAGCAAGCAGUGGCGCUAGCAAAACAUGUCGGUUAUAACUCUGCAGGCACAGUAGAGUUCUUGGUGGAUUCUUCGCGCAAUUUCUAUUUCUUGGAGAUGAAUACGCGGCUACAAGUGGAACACCCCAUUACCGAGUAUGUCACUGGACUGGAUUUGGUAGAGCAGAUGCUCUAUUCAGCAGCAAACCACCCUCUGGAACUGAAACAGGAUCAGAUAGAUAUCAAAGGCUGGGCUUUUGAGUCGCGCGUGUAUGCAGAGGAUCCAGAGAAAUACUUGCCCUCCGUUGGACGCUUGCUGACAUACCAAGAACCGUUGGCUAUCGAAGGAAAAGUACGCUGUGAUUCCGGUUUCGUAGAGGGCUCAGAAAUGCAUGUAGAGUAUGAUCCCUUGAUCUGUAAAUUAGCAACGCACGGUCAAACGAGACAAGAAGCGUUGCAGCACAUGGUGAAGGCCUUGGACGAGUAUGUGAUCAAAGGUGUCACGCAUAACAUUCCUCUGCUGAGAGCUGUGUUUGCUCAUCCUCGGUUCCAAGACGGCAAGCAGAUCACAACUCACUUUUUGGCAGAAGAAUAUCCCAAUGGUUUUCAAACAGAACAAUUAAGUAAAGAAGCCGUACAGCAAUUAGCUGCUGUCACUGGCGCAUUGUGGAUGAAAAAAGAGGCCCGAAACUGGCAAGGCGGCUGGAAUAGACCAGCCACAGCUCUGUCCAUAUGGGUUCACAUUACUGAUGAACAAAGUCAGCAAGUAAUGAAGUCUAAUAUCAAACUGAAGCAUCUUCAAGGCACCGAAUUCGAGGCACACUCAGCAGACGGCAUCUUCAAGUUUUCUACAAGAUGGCCGUUGAAUGGGCUGCUGGCACACUCGCUUGUGGGCGACACCAAGAAACCACUCGUACUGCAAUACCUCGACCCCCUCGACAUGGGAUUCCGAAUUCAAUACCAUGGCAGCAAGUAUAAAGUUAAUGUGUAUAGCAAAGAACAAAACGAUCUAUCAAAAUACAUGAAGACUCAAUCCGUUGCUGAGCAGAGCAAAAUCAUAUCCAGUCCUAUGCCGGGACGUAUUGUCAGUAUUGCUGUCAACGAAGGAGAAGAAGUAAUAGAAGGAAGCGAGUUAGUGGUUGUUGAAGCCAUGAAGAUGCAGAAUAUUCUGAGAACACCUCAGUCUGGCAUCAUCAAGAAGAUCCAUGUCCAAGCUGGACAUAAUGUGAGAUCAGGGCAGGUGCUGAUCGAAUUUCAAGAUGAAGCGAGCAGCAGUAGCCAUGUACCAUAG
Messenger RNA from Mucor velutinosus, 2241 nucleotides. It is a transcript of the gene UBE2N, whose product is annotated as ubiquitin-conjugating enzyme E2 N. Gene Ontology annotation, molecular function: propionyl-CoA carboxylase activity; ATP binding; metal ion binding. Gene Ontology annotation, cellular component: mitochondrion. The transcript has 4 exons. The record is from RefSeq and is a predicted model, not a curated record. The coding region runs from base 1 to 2241 and encodes 746 amino acids. NCBI's taxonomy places the organism in Eukaryota, Fungi, Mucoromycota, Mucoromycetes, Mucorales, Mucoraceae.